CAAACACAAGAUUAUUAUGUUACAAUGGAGACCCUACUAAAAUGUUCAUAUGUGGAGGGAAAAUUGGAAUAAUUAGAAGACAAAUGGGAACAAAGUCAACGUAUGCUUGGAACAAAAAAAGGUUGGAAAAUCAUUUUCCCUCACACGAGUGAAAAUGCAAAGUACAAAUAGAAAACAUGAAGACACGAAGAUAAAAUCGUGCACAAUAACAAAAAUUGACCCAAAAAAUUAAGACAUGUUUGGAAAAUCAAGCAAAAAACAAAGCUUUGUGAGGGAGAGAAGAGAAGGAGGAGACUCGAAGAGAGAAGAGAAGAGUGUGUGAAUUAGAAAGAAAAAAUGAAAACCAAAAAUUGAAACAAAACCCAAAAAGAAGAAGAAAAAAAAUUAAAGCGAAAGUAAUAGCAGCGAAGAGUGCGAGCGAUCGAGGGAGCUAAGUCGAAGGCAGAGAACGAGCUCAGGCACAGAGAGGGAGAAAAAAGGAAAAGGGAGAACCCCGAGCUUCUGGGCUUUCUUCUCCAAAUCAAAAAAGCCGAAGGAAAUAGAAAAGGAGGGUACUCUGAAUGUCGCUCGAAAUAGGAAUUUUGAGGAGAGCAAUAAGAGGCGCGACGAAGGAAGGAAGGAAGAAUUGAAGCUGGCAAAGAGUGAGAAAGAUUCGAGGAAGCAUCAAACUCAGUGAGUUUCCUUCGGAUUUCUUAAUCCCCCUGUCGUCCCCAAAAAUUUCGUGAACUGGGUUCAGGUUAGAUAGCUCAAAUCAAUCUCCAAGCUUCGAGCUUUUUUUCCUUUUUUUACUCUCUCUCUCUCUCUCUCUCUCUCAGUUUACUUCCCCAACUCCUUCAUUGUGCUUUCUUCAAUUCGAUUUUUUUUAUUGGGUUUCUCCCUCCUUUUCAUCUUUUCAAUUCCUGCUCUGUUCCGAACUCAAUCCUCGUAACUCACUGAUCUCUGUUUCUGAACUUCAAUUUCCCCCCCAAUUCGAAGUUCGUUGCUUUUGAAUUUUGUACAUCAGUUUCCGAGUGUGUGGUUUCUAACGGAUGGGUUCUUAUGAUUUGGCGCUGCUUGCAGGUUUUCACUACAGCACGAGGUUGCCCCAAGUUACAAACUUAUUAGGGUUUUGAUUCAUUAUGCCUUUGGGAUAAUAUUUGGGUUGGUUUGCGGGCCUCCCGUAUCUGUGCUUUAAGUGGGUUUUGAUCUCUAGGGUUUUGGGGUCUCUGCAAAGAUGAGAUUUGAAUUUGCAUUGUGCUGCUUGCGGGUUGGUAAAUUUGGAGGGAUUUGGAAGCGGAGGUAACUGACAUCCAAUUUAGGAAUCUUCAUUUCUGGCAGUCCAGUAUAUGGUUUGUGAAUCUGGUUAUUCUGAGAUACAAGAAGAGGUUGUUGCUUCAUUUGCAUUGAAAUGAUAUGGUGAUGGCUGCUGAAUUCGAAGUUGCUUGGCUGCAACGACAACAGUAGCUUUGACAACGGUCAUCUGGGGGAAGUUUUAGGGGUUUUCCUUCUGUUGGAUGUUGUGUCAAACUGUCUCUUGAGAAAUGCAGCCUCAACAGAGCUCCAGAAUCGAUUUGGUCGAACUGAAGACUCAGAUUGUAAAGAAGAUUGGGGCAGAGAGGGCAAAAAAGUAUUUCUUUAACUUAAAUAGGUUUCUUAGUCAGAGGCUAAGUAAGAGUGAUUUCGACAAAUCUUGUUUUCGGUUGCUUGGUAGGGAGAAUCUCCCCCUACACAAUCAGCUAAUUCGGGGGAUUCUGAAGAAUGCUUGCCUGGCAAAGACCCCUCCACCACCAACUUAUGAUGUGGGCCCCACAAAAUCUGCAGCAAUUCAGACAGCAAAGAGUUCUCCUCCUGGCAGAGAGGAUGCUCAUGAACAGAGUGGGAGCCUUCUCCCAAAUCAGAGUCAAAACGUUUCCAUUUGGUCAAAUGGAGUUUUGCCUGUAUCGCCUCGGAAAAGUAGGUCAGGUACUACACAUAGGAAGUUUAGAGAUAGGCCUAGCCCACUUGGGCCAAAUGGAAAAGUUGAGUGUCUCCCACAACAAUCACUCGGAGUAGAAGAUGGUGGAAGUAACAAGAUUGUUAUGGAGAAUGGGGAUUUCAGUCCAUGUGAUUACCAGAGACCUCUGCACCACCUUCAAGUAGUGGCCGAGCAACCCGGGAAUGAAAGGGAAGCCUUGAUUCAACGAUCCACUGAGAAACCAAUGACGCAUAGCAAAGUCAGGAGGACCACAUUAGUUGACGAGGGUGAAGAGGUCGAGCAAGCAAACUACUUGACCUUCUCUAGAAAUCAUGUCCAUGCACCUCUUGGACUUCCAUUUUGCCUGGCUAGUAGCGUUUCUGGUGGUGCUCGCAAAGCUCCAGUAUUGACAUGUUCUGAUGAUGAAUUUGGUAUGUGUUACAACAGCGGUGUCUUGUCUGAUACAGAGAUGCUGAGAAAACGCAUGGAGCAGAUUGCAGUCUCACAGGGCCUUGGAGGGGUUUCAAUGGAAUGUGCAAAUAUGUUGAAUAACAUGUUAGAUGUGUACUUGAAGAGGUUGAUCAAGUCCUGUGUUGAAUUGGUUGGAGCAAGGGCUCCUCAGGACCAGAGAAAGCAGCAGGCUGGCCUCAAGCAGCAGUUUCUUCCAGGGAAAGUUAUCAAUGGAGUAUGGCCUAGUAGUAAUCACUUGCACAUGCAGAAUGGCAGUGGAUCCCUAGAAGUAAUGCAAGAACAACAAAGGCCACGAUGUUCGAUAUCUUUGCUUGAUUUCAAAGUCGCCAUGGAGUUAAAUCCGCAGCAACUAGGUGAAGAUUGGCCUUUGCUGCUGGAGAGAAUCUGCAUGCAGUCGUAUGAGGAUUGAAGAAUUAAUCUUAAGAAGGAUCUCUUUACAUCAGAGUUGUUUAUUGAUCUGCUUGCCCGGUUCAAAGCCUUGGCCACUGUUUUGGAACGCUAUUGACAUACACAGUUCUCUUCUUUUUGCCUGCUUGAACCCAACGGCUAUCACACAGAUGAGGCUCAGUCCUUCAAAAAAUUGAGCUUCUGGCUUUGACCCAAAUCGAUGUACUCUCUCCGGCUGCAGAUCUUGCACUGAUCGGGAUAUCAUUUCAUGGUGACCAAGCUAGGGAAACUUCCAAAGUUGAAUGCCCAAUGGUUGGUUGCCUUUGUUGUAUGAUAAGCAUGGGUGUUGGCUGUCUCUUGCCAUUGCAGAUCUCAAAGCUCUUUUGUAUAAUUUACAGCCAACCGUGAGAAAUCUAAGACAGUUUUGCAGGAUACUCGUGUGUAGUUUGGUGAAAAGGUAAAAUCACUGGUGUAACAGCCCUUAGUGUUGCUCUUAUGUAUUUUUAAAGUCUCAGAAUUGAUUUGUUUUCGAUAUGAAUAACACAUCGAUAUCCAUUGACCUCUUGACUUUUACUUGGAAUUGAGCUUGAUGAUUCUUGAAGGUGGUUUAUCUGCCAAAGUAUAACUGACUUUUGAUGUCCUGGAUAUCACUAACUAAACUGCUAAUUACCUACUUGGUUCCUUCGCCCUUAGGCGACUACUUUAGCUUUUGCCCCAUAAUGACCCUCCUAAGAGAAGUCAUUGGUAUCUCUUAUUUACAUGUGAUGUAGUGCCCAUAUCUAGUUCAAGUAGGAAACUUCCUUCACUUACGCUUGUUGAUGAUAUGGUACUAUAUAUAAUAAGGAAACUCAGAGGGUGUAAUAAAUUGUAGGAAUGCUAAUUAUCUGCUUAGAAUUCAAAUGGAAAAGAACACUCUUCAUAUAUUUGAGCGUAAGCAAGUAUUUCAAAUUCUCUUUAGUUGUUGAUUAGCUGACUCCAUCAGAACUUCAUACUCUAUAUACAAGAUACAUUCAAACUGGAUAUUACCUAACCGAUUUCAGUGUCCGUACAUAUCUGAGGUCCAGGCAAACUCAAAUACGAGUGAAGUCAAUGCCAUUUGAUUUACAUUGAUGUCGUAAUUCUAGAAAUCAUCACAGAAAGAUAAUUAAUUUGCCCCAAACAAGUGUCGCCUUUUGACCAAUCUGUUAUCUUAAGAUGCAGUACCACAUGCUUGCUAUAAAUUCAAGCAUCAGUAGAAGGUGAAGACCCAGAAUGAGGAUGCUAAGUUCUUUAUGCAGUCGAGAUCAGAAUAAUGCUUCUUCGUUGGAAGAUUUAUACGGAGUUUGUGACUAUCUGGUACUUGAAAAAUGCUUCACAGGUACUCUAUCUAGAAGUAUCUUGGUGAAGUCUUUGUAUCAUAGUGGUAGAAGUAAUUUUUUAGUAGGACCAGACCAUUCUUUUUCUUCUUUGUUGUGCUUGUUCAAGUAUGUCUUUUAUAUUUGUCGAUGUUUGAAAAUACCUCGUGUAUACUUAGUGACCGAAUGUUCAGAGUUGCAGUGAUGUCAAAGAUUUUUAUGCAACUGCUUAUCCUUGAAUGUAUCUGAAGAAAGUAAGAAACUGAUUCAAUAACUUGUUUGGACUUGCUCAAAACAAUAUUCUCUGCUGAUAUGCGGGUGUUGUUCAUCAAUCAAUACUAUUAUUUGUUCAAAACUCACUUCAUUUGGGUACACACUUGUGAUAUACUUUUCUUCCUUGGAGAUGCUCAAAAGGUGGAACAGGCAUACCACCUCUUGACUUGAUGCCUCAGCAUUCUCCCUUCCCUUGAUGUUUGAUAAGGUGCAAAUUCGUGGGCAUUGUUUACAGAUAAACUGUUUUGGAACAA
This is a messenger RNA of Linum trigynum, 4652 nucleotides long. Lineage: Eukaryota; Viridiplantae; Streptophyta; Magnoliopsida; Malpighiales; Linaceae. The record is from the annotation of a GenBank genome assembly.